This is a messenger RNA of Sus scrofa (pig), 1862 nucleotides long. RefSeq names its product tyrosine 3-monooxygenase/tryptophan 5-monooxygenase activation protein eta (gene YWHAH). NCBI's taxonomy places the organism in Eukaryota, Metazoa, Chordata, Mammalia, Artiodactyla, Suidae. The record is from RefSeq and is a predicted model, not a curated record.
UUAGGGCCGGCCCGCCCUUCCCCCCUCCCACUUGCGCCGCUCCGCGCCGCCCGGCCCUGCCCCUCCCACUGCGCAGGCGUCCUCCCAUCCGCCCAUCCCCCCGCGUGACCGCCUGUCCUCUCUCGGCGGCGUCCGCGGUGCGAGCCACAGCGCGCGAGGCGAGCCAGCGAGAGGUCGAUCGGUGCUGCCUGCUGCUUGUAGCCUAGGCGGGCCGGCGAGCCAGUGCGCGUGCGCGGCGGCGGCCUCCGCGGCGACCGGGAGCGGACGCGCGGGCUAGCAAGCGAGUGGAGCUGGGCGCGAGGCGAGGCCGAGCCAUAGCGACAUGGGGGACCGCGAACAGCUGCUGCAGCGGGCGCGGCUGGCCGAGCAGGCGGAGCGCUACGACGACAUGGCCUCCGCCAUGAAGGCGGUGACAGAGCUCAAUGAACCUCUCUCCAAUGAGGACCGAAACCUCCUCUCUGUGGCCUACAAGAAUGUGGUCGGUGCCCGGCGGUCUUCCUGGAGGGUCAUCAGCAGCAUUGAGCAGAAAACCAUGGCCGACGGGAACGAGAAGAAGUUGGAGAAGGUUAAGGCUUACCGGGAGAAGAUAGAGAAGGAGCUGGAGACGGUGUGCAAUGAUGUGCUGGCUUUGCUAGACAAGUUCCUCAUCAAGAACUGCAAUGAUUUCCAGUACGAGAGCAAGGUCUUCUACCUGAAGAUGAAGGGCGAUUACUACCGCUACCUGGCCGAGGUGGCUUCUGGGGAGAAGAAAAACAGCGUGGUUGAAGCUUCAGAGGCUGCCUACAAGGAAGCCUUUGAAAUUAGCAAAGAGCACAUGCAGCCGACACACCCCAUCCGGCUGGGCCUGGCCCUCAACUUCUCCGUGUUCUACUAUGAGAUCCAGAACGCACCGGAGCAGGCCUGUCUCUUAGCCAAACAGGCCUUUGACGACGCCAUAGCCGAGCUGGACACACUAAAUGAGGAUUCCUAUAAGGACUCCACGCUCAUCAUGCAGCUGCUGCGAGAUAACCUCACCCUCUGGACCAGCGACCAGCAGGACGAAGAAGCCGGAGAAGGCAACUGAGGCUCCCUGACCUGCCCCGCCCCCGCCCCAUCACCACCGGUCCUUCCUCGCCACAGUCACUCAGUAUCCAGUGCUAAACCUAUGUGUAUGACAGCACAGCUACUCAGAUCUGCUCUCCGCCCCUGGGAAGCAGUUCCAGAUAAAUUUAUGGGCAUUGCUGGACUGAUGAUUGCUUUGAGACCACGGGAGCUCCCUUUUCGAAUUGAGCAGACAGGUGCGUUCUGAAGGAGGCAUUUCACCAUGCCUGCAGUCUAGGUGAAUUGCAGGUAAAAGCAGUGGGGAAGUUAGAAACUAGAAAGGAGACUCAGCCUUUAACAGGCCACAGUUGGUAUUUAAAUGGUCCAUUUAAAACAAGCUGAUAGUGUUUUGUUAAGCAGUACAUCUGUGCAUGCAAAAAUGAAUUCGCCCCUCCCACCUCUUUCUUCAGCUAAUGGAAAACUUAGGGGAAGCUGAGAUGAAGAGACCACUUGCUCCUUUCCAUCCGCUUGGUAAUAAACUGUUUAAUGUGAGGUUUCAGUAGCGCCUUGUUUUGCCUCUUUAAAUUAUGACGUGCACAACCUUCUUUUCAAUGCAAUGCAUCUAAAGUUUUGAUACCUGUACCUUUUUUUUUUUUUGGUUGCGAUUGUUUAAGAAUCAUGGAUUUAUUUUUUGUAACUCUUUGGCUGUUGUCCUUGUGUAUCCUGACAGCACCAUGUGUGUCAGCCCAUGUCAAUCAAGAUGGGUAAUUAUGAAAUGCCAGACUUCUAAAUUAAAUGUUUUGGAAUUCAGUGGGUAAAUAAAUGCUGCUUUGGGGAUAUUA